AUGUGCUUGGAUGCACCUGCAGAGUUUUUGGGAAAACCUAUUCGGUUUCAAUGGAAUUCAUGUGAGACCCAACGUGUACGCCAACGCAAAAGAUCAUAUCUCCGAUCGGCUCCUAUGGAGAUCGCAUUUCAAUGCCUUCAUACCGAACCUUCCAUCUGCAAUAAAGCAGAACGUGCCUUUCAAAAGGCUGGGAAAACCAUUGCCUCUACCUUUUUGUUUAAGGAACCCGUACGUGUCAAUGCUACGAUGAUGUCCUUUUGUCAGGUCACGGGCGAGUGUGGUAAAAAUAUGAUGACCUUGGGUGGUUCUUCACCUGCUCGAGCCAUUCCUUUAUUAAACAGUGAUGGGAUGACUCGAUUACAUCCACAGGCUUUGGUGAAGCAAUUCGGUCUGACAGAUCAUCCUGCCUUUGCCCCGUUUGAUAUCAUUGGUAUCUUUAAUGCAGAUGCACCCUUUUGGUUCGAGCAUGAAUUGAUGCAUGGGCUUGGAUUCUAUUCUGGCUGGAAUGAAUAUAUUGGACCUCACAUGAUCACACCGGACCCUUCACCCUUUCUUGCGAACCAAUUGAUGCUUUCGAUCAAUCCUGGUACGACGGCCAUUCAUCCUAGUCAAUUCCUGGAGAGUGCGAUGGAUCGAUUGAUGACGGACGAGAAAGGACGGUUCGUUUCGGAACACACCAGAGAACUGAAUCGGAUGGAAGCAGAGAGUCUAGAAGCGUUGGUGACGGAUCCACGAUUUAAGACAGUGCAGAGCGUGAGUGAAUUUGCAACCGAACCUGGUACAUUGGGAAUCCAACUUUCGAAAGAAGAAUGGGUAGUGUUAGAAACGGGUUUGAGCCCCUUUCAACCGGGAUCGUCUAUCUCGCAUGUUGCUUACUCGGAGUAUACACAUACGCCAGAUUUUUUGAUGCGUUUUAUGCAAGAUCGGGGGUUGACUUUGCAAGAGGCGGUACAACGAGGAGAAGGAAAAGGUCCUAUUGGUCCACUCUUGCUAAGGAUCUUUGAAGAAAUGGGUUACGCCACUGUAAAUCAACCGGAUACUGUGCCUCCCUUGAUGUUGUUUCGAUCGGGUAUUCAAAAAAAUCAACGUCUCGACAAGGGGACUUCUUCUUCGAUGGCCAUUCAUAAUUCACCCACUCUUUUGUAUUUAUUCUUUUAUCUUUUGAUUGUUCUUAUUUAUUAA
Molecule: messenger RNA, 1182 nt
Organism: Mucor mucedo
Lineage: Eukaryota; Fungi; Mucoromycota; Mucoromycetes; Mucorales; Mucoraceae
Exons: 2
Coding region: 1-1182 (393 amino acids)
Source: RefSeq, a predicted model, not a curated record